This is a messenger RNA of Silurus meridionalis, 5555 nucleotides long. RefSeq names its product complement component 1, q subcomponent-like 3a (gene c1ql3a). Gene Ontology annotation, molecular function: protein binding. The transcript has 2 exons. The record is from RefSeq and is a predicted model, not a curated record. NCBI's taxonomy places the organism in Eukaryota, Metazoa, Chordata, Actinopteri, Siluriformes, Siluridae. The coding region runs from base 634 to 1404 and encodes 256 amino acids.
AUGGGAAGGGUGGCGGCCAGUGUUUUCUUUUUCUAGCUUGUUAGUAGAGUGCUCUCGGGUUCUCCCUCCCUCCUUCGCUCUCAAUCUUUAUGCUGCGCUCUCAGCUCUCCGCGCUCACAGCAUCUCUACAUCGCUCUGAAAGCCAAGUGUGCGCUCCGCGCCGUGCCCAUGCCUCCUCAUCCUGCCUUUACGCACGGGAGAAGACUUUAAAAAGGAGGAUACCUGCGCGUUUUUUAGGAUACAGAAGCAUCGUGUGACUUUUCCCCCCACGUGGCGGUGGAGAUUUACAUGCGUUACAGGCUGUUUGAGAUGGUGAAGGAAGUAUUUUCUAAACUAACACCGGGUAGAGAGAGAUAGGCCUGGGGAAGCCUGAGAAACUUUCUAAGGAGACUUAAAUAAGCAAACAUCAGCACAAAAAAAGUUAAGAGGGAGAAGGAAAAGAGCUGUUUGGGCCCAGCCCAAGCAGGUUCAUUAACAUUAACAACAAAGCCAAUAGGUUGUUGUUUUUUUUCUUAAGGGGCUCCCUCACCAACCAGCAAGAUUUCGCCCAAAAGCAGACAGGAGGAGCGUCCCGCGCUGACGAGACUGGUCGGCAGGAAGCGGUUGAUCGCGGCCGGGGUGCUCGGAGUGGUCAUGGUGCUCGUGCUGGUCGUGCUCAUCCCGGUGCUGGUGAACUCGGCCGGCACUUCGGCACAUUACGAGAUGCUCGGCACGUGCAGGAUGGUGUGCGAUCCGUACGGCACCAAAUCCCCGAGCAGCACGGCCACGGCAGACACGGCGGCGCGCGACACCGGUCUCGUGCAGUCAUUGCCCACCUUUAUCCAAGGGCCAAAAGGAGAGCCGGGACGGCCCGGGAAGACGGGACCGCGGGGCCCGCCUGGAGAGCCGGGUCCACCAGGACCCGCAGGCCCGCCUGGAGAGCGUGGAGACCCGGGACGGCCAGGUUUACCAGGACCACCGGGGCCGAACAGCGCUGGCGCAAUCAGUGCUGCUACAUACAGCACCGUGCCAAAAAUCGCCUUUUACGCGGGCCUUAAGAAGCAGCAUGAGGGCUACGAGGUGCUUAAGUUCGACGACGUGGUCACUAAUCUGGGGAAUCACUAUGACCCGACCACAGGGAAGUUUACCUGCUCAAUACCGGGGAUCUAUUUCUUUACCUACCAUGUGCUGAUGCGGGGUGGAGACGGUACCAGCAUGUGGGCAGACCUCUGCAAAAAUACCCAGGUUCGUGCAAGCGCCAUUGCACAGGAUGCAGACCAGAAUUACGACUAUGCCAGUAACAGCGCAGUUCUGCACCUAGAGCCUGGGGAUGAAGUGUACAUCAAACUGGAUGGCGGCAAAGCACAUGGAGGCAACAACAACAAAUAUAGCACCUUCUCUGGCUUUAUCAUCUACGCUGAUUAAGACACAAGCUUUGCUUCUCUUCCCAGGCUUUUUCAACCCACGUCCUCCUUUUCACAUUCAGUUUUCCUUUUCAACCUCAAGUCUCUCCUCCAGUGUCUGGUGACACACACCCUCAUCUAUGCCAUUCACCUUAAACAUGUUAGUCUAACAUUGUGUGGGCAGGAUGGUCCAUGUCUCCAUCUAAUUAAAAAGUCACACACUUGAAGGACAAGCGAUAUAAUCACUGAGAAGAACACUGAAGAACAAAUCAUCACUCGUCAAUCGCCAAAGCAGUUAUUUGUACUGUAAGUUGUUGCUUCUGUAGUUAACAACGAAGUCUCUCUGUAAGAUGCAUUGUAAUUAUGGAAAUUAAAUCACUACUAUGUGCAAUAAUGUUCACAAAAAUUAGGCUUCAAAUAUUCAUUGGUAAUCGCUGGUAGGCCUAAUAAAGUUCAUAUGCCUCCUUAAAUCCACGUUAAAUCAUUGUUCAUUGCCGUGCCCCAUUCAGAAGGCAGCUGCCUUAGUAGAUAACCUAGAUUUAUCUUCUCUCUGUGUGUUAGGCAGCAUUUUAACCGAAAAGUUUUAUUAUGUACUGCAUUUUGGGCUCCCAUCAAAUGUUGUGUGUGCAUAAUAUUUGCUUAAUCCUAAUGGACUCUUUCCACAGAGCCCCAUGUUUUACGUAUGGUUUAGUGGGGUGAACCUAACAAAUGGCACAAUGACGAGUUUACCUUAUUUAGAAACAUACACAAAUAUGCAAAGAGUUACACACAACGUUAUUGCACUGGCACAAACCCCUCAAAGUGUGUAAUGGUGAAAUCUGGCUAUAAGCAAGAUAUGUAAUAUGUAGCAUAUGUUCAGGAAGCAGAGGACACCCAUAGUCAUGAUUAGGUGAUUCCUUAUGCUAUACUGUUUCAUGUUUCUUUUGUAUGUAUUUGUAUCGGUAUACAUAUUUGCAUUACUUUAUAUUUAUAAAUCAUAUGGCAUUUACAGUAUGCUCCUUUUUUUUUUUUUUUUUACACACAUCUGUUUUUGUGUCAUCUUACUGUGUUACACGCAUGUCCUUGCACGUAUUCAACUUUAAACAUAUUGUGCACUGUCCAUUACACUUGUUUCUUUGUACAUUCCUUUAUAUUGCAAUUGGUCAUAUUCCUGGCUGCCUUUGUGUGUGUGUGUGUGUGUGUGUGUGUGUGUGUGUGUGUGUGUGUGUGUGUGUGUAUAGCUUUCACAUGUAGCUUCUCUGGCUACUCAGAAAAGUAUGAAGGAUGGCAAUCUGUCAUAAUCCAUCUCUUCCGUAUAUGGUCAUCUUGUUUUUUUUUUGCUGUUUAAGUUUCAUUUACAUUAUACUAACACUAUUUUUAUAGUAUACCACUUUAGGUUAAUACGCUUGCUUUGCAUUUCCCUGGUUUUGCUCACUUAAAUAUUCUAAACACAAACUUAUUGCUGGAUGGUGCAAUGGUUAAAAGCUCUGGGUUACUAACCUGAAGGUCAGGAUUCAAGCUUUAGCAGUGCCAAGCUGCCACUGUUGGACCCAUGAGCAAGGCCCUAAGAAUCUCUGCUCCAGCAGUGCUAUAUCAUGGCUGACCCUGCUCUCUGACCCCAGCUUUGUGACAUGCUCAGAUAUGUCAAGAAAUGUAACAAUAGAGGUUUUUUUGUGUGGAAUUGUGGAAAGGGCCCAUUGUGCCUCGUUUAACCUGCUGCCUAUAGUUAACAGUCGCACUAAUGCUAGCUAGCAAGCACUAGUCCAAUUACCACAACUCUCAAUAUUUAAUUAAUUUGGUUAAGCAGUGGCAAGCUGUUUAUCAAAUCCUAUCUGGGAUAAGAAAAUAGUCAGGGGAAUCCAGCAAACAGAAGUCCAUCCAUCCAUAUCCUCGAUAUCCCUCCUAAAGCACCUGACUGUACCUCAAGUAAUGAUGCAGUCUUCCAUACUGUUUAAUUGUCUACUCGAUUGACAAGCCCUGCAUGCACACCUAUAUUCUUAGUCUUGACAGUCUGUCACGGUUGUUGUUUCUAGUUAUAAGCUAAGCUAUGGUUGGUCAGGGAAGGUUUAGGGUCAGGUUGAUUUGCAAAUAUCUCAAGCAUUCAUGGAAACUUAGUCUGGCAACUAGAAACAUUUUUGUAUUAAAAGAGCUGAUUAUGAAACGUUGCUGCUCUGAAUCUCUGCUGCUGCCUUUAAAUCUGGCCAAACAGUUUGUACCUGUUUAUGCUGCCUUCCAAAUGGGACAGUCUUUACCUUGGAUGAGCAAAAAUGCUGCCCCAAAAGAUUUCUACCUAAGCAGCUGCCUCCUGCUUUUACAUGAAUGAUGUAAAACAAUAUCUUUACCAAAAACUUGAAUAACCCACUUGGUUUCUGUUGUAGGACAUGUCUUGUGAGAAAGAUUGAUGAACUGCUCUGUAUUAGCAGUAAAAACGUGUAGGUAAAUAAUCUUAUUGUAAGCCUGUGGUACAUUAGCUGCAGUAUAUUGGUUAAAGGUCCAGUGUCAUGUCAUAAUCCUGGUGCAGUGUGGUACAUUUGCUUGCUUGUUGCUGACUGAUUCAUACCAUAUCUGCUGUGUAACACCUAAACCUUUUAACAUGCUGAGAAAUUCUGCUAAUGACACACUGAGUGAUUGCUGGAUGUAGUUAAUGCAAUGAUCUGGCCAGGUAAACAGGUAUUUUAUGGUAGGCUAACUACAGUACAGCAUGACUUUCAAUGUAUUUUUCACAGCAGACUCGUCUAUGAUUUCAAUAUCGCUAGUUUUUGUUUUAUAUGCUAUAUCGACUAAAUUCAGUAUAUGUCUUAGAUCUUGGAUCGUCCAGUGAAAUGAAAAUUUGAAAGAAAUGUGUCUGUUUUCACACAGACAUGUUGAACAAAUGAAGACUGCUUUGUGAUGUUGAAAGCACUAUGCAGAAACUGUGUUGAUAUGUAAAUGUGUAUCUAUCUAAGAGAAUCAGCAAAACACGACUACUAAUAUUGCUACUUAUUUUCUAUGUACAUAUUGUAGUGAUUUAUUUUUUCCCCCUCUAAAUAUACAAAUAGCUGGAAAGCACAUGAGAGUGUCAGUGUUUUGGAAUUGUUGCACUAGAAUAAUUGUAUGCAUAUCUCACAGGACCUGAGAGUUUUGGACUCAGAAUGCACUUCAUCUGUACACCAUUUACAUACAUGUUUUCAUUAAAUGGAGGUUUGAUCUGAUAUGGUCAUUCUUCUGAUUUAUGUUAUCUCUAGAUUGUCAGUUAUUUUGCAAAUAGAUUGUUUCAAACCCUGAACAAAUAAGAAUCUACUUGUCAAUUCUGUGAUUAAAGAUAUCCAAACAUAUCUUAAAAUCACAGAAUUGGAGCAUAAACAUAAGCAUUAUUAAAAGUGAUGUCAUUCAAAAGUUUUUUAUUCCUAAAACAAAACUCCCCAUUAAAUUACUGAUUUAAUUAAAUUAGCACCCAUUAGGAAUGUCUACCUAUUUUUAAAAUGGUAAAUGGUAUAUGGUACUACAUAAAGUGAAUGGGUCAUGCAGUCACCUGGAUUUACAUCAUAGUCCCUUUUAUGUAUGGAUUUGAGUUCACAACUUUUGUGACAAUUGUGACACAUUGAGAAGGUCUCACAGUUUGAUAAAUUGAACUAUCGUCUACAAACAAAAGCUUGCAAAACACAGUAUACACAUUUUUUUAAAUUUUAAGGUGAAAGUAUGAUUCUGGCCAUCUCAUUCUGAGAGUCAUAGUGGAAAAUAGAUCAAGCCACACACACACACACACACACACACACACACACACACACACACACACACACACACACACACACGCACGCACUGUUUGUUUUGUUUCACAGUCUCUAAUAAACCCACUGAGGUGUUUAGGAUUUAGAAGUACUCCACACUGCCCAAUGUCAUUUCUGUUCAACUUCACAUAAAUCCUGUGAAGAAAUGAAGAAAGAAGAAGCUGAUGAAGGGUGGGUUAGGGACUGGGAGCAGAGCAUAUGGGACACAGCAACAGAUUGACACCUUACACAAAAUCCAAAUGGCAAAUGUUUUUUUAUUUUUUUUUAUUUCAACCAAGUCUAAAGAAUCAUUUUUUUAAGCGGACAGAAACAGAUGACACACAUGAGGAUUGUGCAUAUUGAUGUAUUAUACUUACUUUAAAAUCUCAAAGCUUUAUAUAUUUUUGUUGCACAAUUAAAGAUUGUUGUUGUGGUCAAAAUUUCCUCU